UACAGCUAGCGAAAGGGGAUUAAGGACGAGAGCUGUGUAAGUUAAAUUGUGUUGCAUAUAAAAAUGGGCGGAUUGGUGUAUAGAUGAGAGACUGGUACCACCUUCCUUUCUAAAAUAAAAUCUCUCUGGCAUGAAGUCACAGCCUAUUUCACAUCCGGUUUACCCCGGGACUGUCUUGAAAUAGAGGAAAGAAGACGAAGAAGAAGAAGAAGAAGAAAAAAACAAGCUUUGUUGUAGCUAUUAAAUCCAAACUAGAUCGGAAUUCGGGGGGUUGCGUUUCGAGGAGGGGAGGUAGCGAUGCGCUUGUUAUUGCUCCUGCUAGAUGAGUGAGAGGCAGGGCCGUGGAGAGUUCCCCAGCAUCAGCAGCCCCUGGCUCUUCCAAGUCACUUUCAUCAGACUGGAUUUCUCAAGCGACCUUCUUCCCUUCACACUCCUGAAAUUUCCAAGCAUCCUUUGCACAGAAGUGUCAUAGACAACACAUGUCUUAGGGGAGAGGAGACGAUUUGGUGAUACUGGUAUUUCACUAGGAGAUUUUUAGCUCAGAAUGUUCACAAUGAGGAAGAAAAACAACUCCAUUGAUUGUCUUUGGGCCUGUGCACUUAUUUUAAAUACAUUUACAGAAGUAAGUUGUGGACAAAGCUUGGAGGAUGAGAUUAGAGACAAUACUACAGUUUUCACAAGGAUUCUGGACCGUCUUCUAGAUGGCUAUGAUAACCGUUUAAGACCAGGAUUGGGAGAACGUGUAACUGAAGUGAACACAGACAUCUUUGUCACCAGCUUUGGACCAGUUUCUGAUCAUGAGAUGGAAUACACUAUUGAUGUAUUUUUUCGUCAAGGCUGGAGGGAUGAAAGAUUAAAAUUCAAGGGUCCAAUGACGGUACUCCGCCUAAAUAAUUUAAUGGCUAGUAAAAUUUGGACACCAGACACUUUUUUUCAUAAUGGAAAGAAGUCUGUGGCUCAUAAUAUGACAAUGCCAAACAAACUGUUACGAAUAACAGAAGAUGGAACUCUUCUUUAUACCAUGAGAUUGACUGUAAGAGCUGAAUGCCCAAUGCAUUUGGAAGACUUUCCUAUGGAUGCCCACGCUUGUCCCUUGAAAUUUGGCAGCUAUGCAUAUACAAGAGCCGAAGUGGUUUAUUCAUGGACACGAGAACCAGCACAAUCUGUUGUAGUUGCUGAAGAUGGCUCACGGUUGAAUCAAUAUGACCUUUUAGGCCAGACUGUUGCAUCUGGAAUUGUCCAGUCUAGUACAGGUGAAUAUGUUGUCAUGACAACUCACUUCCACUUGAAGAGAAAGAUUGGUUACUUUGUAAUUCAAACCUACUUACCAUGUAUUAUGACCGUUAUAUUAUCUCAAGUCUCCUUCUGGCUCAACCGAGAGUCUGUCCCUGCGAGAACUGUAUUUGGCGUAACAACAGUACUUACUAUGACCACUUUGAGCAUCAGUGCCAGAAACUCUCUUCCAAAGGUAGCAUAUGCCACAGCCAUGGACUGGUUCAUUGCAGUAUGUUAUGCAUUUGUGUUUUCUGCAUUGAUCGAAUUUGCAACUGUGAAUUAUUUUACAAAACGAGGUUAUGCAUGGGACGGAAAAAGUGUGGUUCCAGAAAAGCCAAAAAAAGUGAAGGAUCCUCUCAUGAAGAAGAAUAACACAUAUGCUUCUGCAACUGCAAACUACCCACCAAUAGCUCGAGAUCCUGGCUUGGCAACCAUUGCUAAAAGUGCAACAAUAGAACCAAAAGAGAUUGACCCAAAACCAAAGCCUGCAGAACCCAAGAAAACAUUCAACAGUGUCAGCAAAAUUGACCGACUAUCAAGAAUAGCAUUUCCACUCCUGUUUGGGAUCUUUAACUUGGUCUACUGGGCCACGUAUCUAAAUCGGGAGCCAGCAAUUAAACCAUCAGCUCCACCUCAAUAACCCAUCAGCUCAUAUGUUCAUGUUCUGUCUUUUGCACUGGGAAUGUUUUUCCAGUAUUUAAAAUGGAGUAAUUCCCAUUUGCCAUAUUGCCUCUGUCUUAAGGAAGCUGAAGGUUUGCUGAAAUCUGAAAAUAGUCAAAUAUGAAAUAAUCAACAAGGAGACCUAUGCUUAAUGCCAUGGUUCAUAUAUGGUGUUUGUACAAUACAGUAGGCAUCUUUGAAUUAUGUUUCUGAGGCUGAUGUUGUGAAAGCUGGUCUCAAGCUAGAAUAUAUCAAAUACCGUGUUGGUUAAAUUCCUAGGAGUUAGAAAUGUGUCCAGUUUACCAUAUUAACAGUAUAUAGUUUGCAGGGAUAUGUAUUAUGUGUUUAGAUUACAAGAGCAAAA
Spea bombifrons (plains spadefoot toad) is the source of this 2299-nucleotide messenger RNA. It is a transcript of the gene GABRA1, whose product is annotated as gamma-aminobutyric acid type A receptor subunit alpha1. Bases 545 to 1915 code for a protein of 456 amino acids. Gene Ontology annotation, cellular component: GABA-A receptor complex; neuron projection; postsynapse. Gene Ontology annotation, biological process: gamma-aminobutyric acid signaling pathway; regulation of postsynaptic membrane potential; monoatomic ion transmembrane transport. NCBI's taxonomy places the organism in Eukaryota, Metazoa, Chordata, Amphibia, Anura, Pelobatidae. Gene Ontology annotation, molecular function: GABA-A receptor activity; benzodiazepine receptor activity; transmitter-gated monoatomic ion channel activity involved in regulation of postsynaptic membrane potential. The transcript is spliced from 11 exons. The record is from RefSeq and is a predicted model, not a curated record.